This is a messenger RNA of Tripterygium wilfordii, 1931 nucleotides long. RefSeq names its product vicilin-like seed storage protein At2g28490. The record is from RefSeq and is a predicted model, not a curated record. The coding region runs from base 367 to 1833 and encodes 488 amino acids. The transcript has 5 exons. NCBI's taxonomy places the organism in Eukaryota, Viridiplantae, Streptophyta, Magnoliopsida, Celastrales, Celastraceae.
GUACGUGUUGCCAACUGUGAAAUUAAAGAAGAAAAAGUCGGAACUUUUGCUUACGUGGCAUUCGCAAUUUAUGUUUUUCCUUUCAUUUUGCCUUCUCUGAGAAUAAGCCAACAGAAUCGCUAGUCUUUCUGUAGAACAAGAUAUGGAAAUCUGUCACGCUUAUGAUCCGAUAUUUCUCCACAGACCUCAACUGUGUCUACACAAUCAUCUGCCAGCAAACCCACUAACUCUGCAUGGAAGACACCUGUCUCCUUUCUUUCUCUCCCCUCACCUCUUCAUAAACUGCUCCUCUCAACUCUCUUAACCCACUCGGAACAAAUAUCAAACACCUAACAGGCACUAGGAGAGUGAAGAGAGGAAACAAUUAUGGGAUACAAAGCGACUCUUUUGCUUUUACUACUUGUGGUGGGUUAUGGAGUGAGUGUUUCUAUGGGGUAUAGAGAAGAGGGUGAGGAGGAGUGGGGCUCAGGAGAGAGGGAAGGGAGAGGAAGAGAAAAGCACCCAGAAGAGGAAGAACCGUCGUUCUUGUUGCAGGACUCAAAGAAAGUGUUUAGAACUGAUGCAGGAGAGAUGAGGGUGGUGAGGAGCUUUGGAGGGAGAAUUGUGGACAGACCUAUGCACAUUGGGUUCAUUACUAUGGAGCCUCAGAGCCUCUUCAUUCCUCAGUAUCUUGACUCAAGUUUGAUCAUCUUCAUUCGUCUCGGAGAGGCAAAGAUUGGACAUAUCUACAAAGAUGAACUGUCGGAGAGGCGAAUGAAGCCUGGUGAUAUAUAUCGGAUUCCUGCUGGUUCUGCAUUCUAUAUAGUGAACACAGCGGAGGGUCAAAGGCUUCAGAUCAUAUGCAGUAUUGAUCCAUCUGAAAGCUUGGGCUUGGGUCUCUUCCAGUCUUUCUACAUCGGUGGAGGGUCAUAUCCUCCAUCUAUUCUUGCUGGUUUCGAUCCUGAAACACUCACAAAUGCGUUUAAUGUCACAAGAAAGGAAUUGGGAGAUAUCUUUACCAGGCAACAAGGAGGUCCAGUUGUAUUCAUUGGCGAUUCUCGUGCACCAAGGGUAUGGUCAAAAUUCCUUCAACUGAAAGAGAAAGAUAGGCUCCAACCCCUGAAGAGAAUGGUGGGUUCUCACCAAGAAUCCAUAGAACAAGAAGACCAAACAAAAUGGUCUUGGAGAAAACUCUUGAUCUCUAUAUUCGGAGAGGAAAACAGGAAAAAGGGUGACAGGACUGGUAAAGCCCCCGACUCCUACAACAUCUAUCAUAGAAGUCCUGACUUCAGAAACAGAUAUGGUUCCAGCAUGGCCCUUGACGCAUCCGAUUACAGCCCCCUCAAACAUUCUGGCAUUGGCAUCUUUUAUGUCAAUCUGACUGCGGGAUCAAUGUUGGCUCCCCAUGUGAACCCAACUGCAACAGAGUAUGGAAUUGUUUUGAGAGGAAGCGGUAGAAUCCUGCUUGUGUUCCCCAACGGUUCGUCAGCCAUGGAUGCUAAAGUAAGCGAAGGCGACGUAUUCUGGGUGCCAAGAUACUUCGCUUUUUGUCAAAUUGCAUCCCGGACAGGCCCGUUCGAGUUUUUUGGAUUCACAACCUCGGCACGCAAGAACAAGCCUCAGUUCUUGGCUGGUUCAAACUCACUUCUACAUGCUCUCCAAGGCCCCGAGCUUGCAGCUUCACUGGGCAUCAGCGAGGACAGGAUUAAGCGCUUCCUUGAAUCGCAACGUGAGGCCGUUAUAUUGCCUUCAGCAUCAGCAGCACCUCCAGAGAUGAAGUACCACAAGGAGGAGACGGUGAUGCCAAAGAUCAUCAAAAGCUUUGAGAAUGAUAUGAUUAUGGGGUUUGAUUAGAGAGGAGUAGGGUAGUGAAUAAAAUGGGGUAUAGAUGAGUUGCAAUUUGUUCAGUUUCCACUUGUGUUUUCGUUUAGUGUUUGUUCAUGAGUUGUUUU